CGUACGAGCAAGCGCAACGUGAAAUGACGUACUCACUAUCAAACUGCUGUGAUAAAUACAUGUGCUUACGUGGACAAUAAGAUCGUGAAAGAUUGAAUACUGUGAAAUAUCGUUGAGAAGAUUUGAAAAAACAGUUGAGACCACGUGUUCAUCCUCUCUCUUAAUGUCAGUGCCAGCGUGUACUCCGACAUUAUUGUGAACAUGAGCAGUACACCGCGUAAAGUGAAAAACCCGUUGUUGACUGCUGCUGGUCCGGGAUUUCCUUUCGAUAAUUAUACGGAAAACGCAUUGUUGAUGCCAGUCACACCCGCAACGCCAGCCGUGCUUCGAGAUGAUGCCGAACUCGAUAACUUCAUAGGUCAAGAGUCAGUGAAUGUUCAAUCUCAAACUCCAUCAAGGCUGUCUGAGAAUUCUACGAGUGUGUUUCCGCCGCCAAGGGAGAUCAAGGAUACGACAAAUCAGCCAACGAAACCGGGAUAUUUCACAUCAAUCUUUUCUUCCAUACCGUCGUUGUCAUCAACUAAAACCAACUCUUCGGGAUUGCAAAUAAGUCAGGCAUCUGAGAAUACUAGCGGAGCGACACACAAUCCUUACAUAUUGUCGCAAAGAGAUCAGAGUUCUGAGUCGGAAAUACCAAGAUUCUUAGCGACUAAUCCUCAGGAUUUUCGAAAUACAAACUCGUCAGAGUCUGCUGCUUUCGGUUCCACUGGUACGAUACCCAAUCGUCCGCUACCUACAGUUCCACCUAGUUUAUCUCAGCCUGCACACGUGCCCAUUUCCUAUCGGCUCGGUAAUCGACGCAUGAAGUAUGCACCUCCGCCCGAUCUAACGUCGAACAACGCGAAGCCAUAUUCGAACCCGGCGGUACAGACGUUCUUUCCUAAUCAAAAUGUGUCCGCGUCGCCAAGCAUCUUGAAUCCAUAUCAGUCAGAUGGAUCACAAGAUAGCAGCUCUAGCGUACAGCAGCCCAAUUCCUCGCUUGAGAAAAGUCUGACACUUGAGCGGAAUAUUUCUCCUUAUAGCUCAUUUCGAUCCAGUCCAGUCGCAGGAGUGGUACAUAAUCCGUCUACAAAUCCGUUCGCAAAUCAGAAUCCAUUUUCUGACAAUUUUUCCACACCUACGCAAAUUGCUUCUAAAUCGUUAUCUAGAGCAAUACCUCCACGCGCACCGGAGCCUGCAACGCCACAGAAUACUCCGGCGAACGUUUCGUUUCCUGGCCUCUCGCCGAGCCAAGAUCUCUUACCAAUUUUGCCUAAUUCAGACAAACCGGAAGCUGCGCUUAAAGCACCUAAUCAGCUAAAUUUGCCAGAAGAAGUUUCGAAAAACAAUACUUUCGACACGUCUGUAGAAUCUGUGAUUAAACCAACAUUGAUAUCAGGCGAGAUCGAGACGACAUUUGCGCCAAUAUCAGCUGCGAAGGUGACAGAGAAAUUGGAACAUUUGCUUGUAGAACAGAAGGAAGAUCCUUCUGGCGAAGCAACCUCCAGAGCUUCUUUGGAAGUUAUUAAUAAAAUUACAUCCGCUGCUGAAUCAGCGAAAUCUUUGAAACCACAGAGCGAGACAUUGCAGGCUACGAAUGAGUCUAUCGAUAAAUUAUACGAGAUAAAGUUAAACGAUACCGAAGUGAAAACAGCUCAAUCUGGAAGUGAUACUUGGAGUGACGUGUUUCUUGGGCAAGAGCCAGCGACGCAAUCAGUGACCUCCUCGGAAGUACACACAGCUGAUAACAAUUCAGUUUUAACAGAUACUAAAGCAGAUAAGUCGGACGCACAUCCGUCUCGACAACUUUACCAAGCGCCACCGAUAUUUGCAUCGAUUUCCGCUUUCGAUGUAAAACCUGCAGAUCAAAAAUCGAGUUUAAAUUACGUACCUCCCAUCCCACUUUCGCAACAAACCAAUUUCUAUCCUCCUCCGCCGCAGUCCGCAACUGCGUUUGUUGAGGCGCACUGUGUGUCUGCACCAAAAGCGGACCAAUUUUCGAAUCCUUCGUAUCAGGAUAAAAAUGCGAGUUUUGACCAAACGGUAAUUGAUGCGGCAAAAAAUCAGUUACAAGAAACAUCUGCAUUUAACUCUAAAGCGAUUGUCUCCACGAGCUCGAUUCCAAUCGACUCAACGGCUUGUAUGUCAGUUUGGAGUGCCGAUCAAUCUUCUCAGCAGCAGGUAUUAAACAGUGCAUCCAAUCAAUCGGCGUACAGCAGUCAGAUAUAUACUGCGCCCAGCCAACCACCACAACCGCCACCGAUAUUUUAUAACCCAACUCAAUUUGCGAAUGAACUUCCUACACAAUCGGCUUUUCCACAAACGUACAACCAACAUUCUCCUCAACAACAAUCGUAUCAAAAUCCGCAUUUUUACGGGAGUACCAGUGGACAGCAGCAAUUCUACACUACUCCUGAAAAUAAUUCCGCAUAUCCUUCUGCCGUCUCGAUGGCAACGACAGUGCCUGAACCGACUGGAUCAGCCACACUCAAUCCUGUUCAAAUGUCGGUUAAUUCACCGACUAAUCGCAGCACGCCGGAUACUGUCCCACCAAGUUUCCAAAAUUGGGCCUCUGGAUCUUCCGAUAAGUGUAUGCAAUAUAGACCGAUAUACCAUCAUUGGUUCUAUCGCAAGGAAGUGGAGAGCAAAACGCUAUGGCUUCCGUUCUCCAUGCAGGAUAGCUUAAAGUUAGAAAAUGCUCACAAUUCCAGCGAUAUUACGCCUGAAACAAUAGUGGCUACUGAUGGCGGCCGUUAUGAUGUUGAUAUCUUGCGCCGUCAAAGAGUGCCCGUUUACUGGACCGGCGCAUCCAGUGAAGUUAGACGAUGUUCUUGGUUUUUCAAAGGAGCAACCGAAUCAAGAUAUGUUCCUUACAACGAGACCACCGCUGCAAAACUCGAGGAGGAGUACAAGCAGGCAUGCCUCACGAAUAAUUGGAACCGAAAAAUUGAACUGAAUAACGGAGAGUACAUUGUCUUCCACAGCGCUACAGUUCAGGUUCAUUAUUUGCAACCGACGUCUCCCGAGUUGGCAGGAUCUUGGGGAAAUAGCGCGGGCUCAGAGGACAGUACAUAUUUACAGGGUGCUACAAGUAGACCUAGAGUCGUUAAAAGAGGAGUGGAUGAAUUCCACAUAGAGGAGGGUGAGCCCGAAAAAGUGGAUCAUCUUCUAUUCCUUGUUCACGGUAUAGGUAGCGUGUGUGAUUUGAAAUUCCGCACUGUAGAAGAAGUUGUUGAUGAAUUUCGAAGCAUUUCACUUCAACUGGUGCAGUCUCAUUAUCGCACAGCGAGUGAGCAAGGAAUUGUUAGCAGGAUAGAAGUUCUGCCAAUUUCUUGGCACACGACGCUUCAUUCCGACGAUACGGGGAUCGACAAGAAGCUGCAAGCUAUCACGUUGGAAAGUAUUCCAAAGUUACGGCAUUUUACCAAUGAUACCUUGCUUGAUGUACUUUUCUACACCAGUCCUACGUACUGUCAGACCAUUAUGCACACUGUUGGAAGCGAGAUGAACAGAUUGCAUGCGUUAUUCAAAGACAGAAAUCCCAGCUUUGACGGAGGAAUAUACUUAGGUGGUCAUUCGUUGGGUAGUUUAAUCAUGUUUGAUCUAUUGUGCCAUCAAAAUCCCGUUCAGGAAGAAGAUGAAGAUGAAAAGAGAAACGAUGAUGACGUUGGUAGCGAUAAAGGAGGUGAAGAUGACAGUAUUGGACCGAUUCGGCCAAUGCCUACGUCUAUUCUUAAAAGGCGCCUUAGUAGGAAAAUCAGUUACGUAAUGGGCAUUGCAGGCACUGGUCAACCUUACAUACAUUAUCCGCAACUCAAUUUUCACCCACGUGCCUUCUUUGCUUUCGGCAGUCCGAUCGGCAUGUUUGUAACGGUUCGAGGCAUCGACACUCUCGGAGAAAACUUUAUUCUACCAACUUGUCCGGCUUUCUUCAAUAUCUUUCAUCCGUUCGAUCCGGUAGCUUACAGAGUGGAGUCUUUGAUUAAUCCUGAAGCUUCCAAGUAUCGACCUAUGUUGAUACCACAUCACAAAGGCAGAAAAAGAAUGCAUUUGGAAUUGAAGGAGACGAUGGCACGUGUCGGAGCAGAUUUGAAACAAAAAAUAUUUGAUUCUGUGAAACACACGUGGAACACUUUCUAUCAACUAACAUUAUUUCACAAACCGGACAAUCAAGCUCUGGAACGCGAAAUUGAUAAAGUUGUCGAGGAACAAUUACAGAAAACGCCGAACGUAUCAGAUCAACAAAACAACGAUGACGGUGGUGCUGACUUAAAAAUAGGACAGCUCAAUGGUGGACGAAGGAUAGAUUAUGUUCUUCAAGAAGCGCCUUUUGAAUAUAUCAACGAAUAUAUUUUUGCUCUGACAAGUCAUAUCUGCUAUUGGGAAUCUGAGGAUACUAUGCUCUUGAUACUAAAGGAAAUAUAUGGAUCCAGAGGUAUCCAGACUGACGCUCAACUUCCUCAGCAGACCAUGUCAAUCGAGAGAGUAUCUCCUUCGCCGUCUUUGUAUUCAGCCUUAUCAGUCAGUAAUAGCAACGUAGGAACACCGUCUGUUCCCGUUGCGAUGGGAAUAGAUCCUACGAUGCCUAUGACCGGCAAACCCGUCGGCCCACCACCCAAGACUGGUUUUGUACCGAAAUCAUGAUCGAUAGGAUAUCUUUCUCACAACUACGUGCCACGUGAUUAAUUAAAUCGCGUUAAAGGAAAUUUAAUUUUGUUUUUGAUUCAAAAUAAGGAAAAGAGUGGACAAUUAAUGCUAAUAUUGCACUUAACGUUCUAAAAGAAACAAAUAGGAUGCAGACAAAUCAAAUUUUGUAUUUUACAGUAUCAUUCUACUAUUCUUAAUUUUAUCACAAACCAUUAUUUAUAAUAUAUGUGUAUGAAAUAGUAAUUGUACUAUUAUAAAAUCGGCCUUUAUGAUUCUCUUCUUAUUAAUAAAUUUUAGUUUGUAGCAAAUCAAUUAUUAGCUGUAAAUGAAAAAAUAUGUAUUAUAAUUCAAUUUAUUAGUACGUGCAAGCGAUUGGCCAUCUUCUAUUACAAUUUAUAUUUAUUUGCGUAUAUCUAUAUUCGUAUAUAUUUUCAAUAUAUAACAUUCAAUAUAUUAUUGACAUUUAGGCUGUGUGUAAUUGUGGUUUUGUGAAUGGAGAUAUGUACGUGUGGAAUGUUAAAUAGAAAAGAUAAAAAUACUGGGACGAGAACGUGUAAAUGAAAUAACAUGUAAAUAUACGGUUCGUAAUUGAAUAAAGAUAUAAUAGAUUAUAAAUUUUUCUAAUUCGCUAUAUAGCAAAUUAUAAAAAAUACUAACUUUGACUCUCGUGUAUGCGCGUAUUUUAAUAAAUUACUAUAUUCUUUUA
Messenger RNA from Linepithema humile (Argentine ant), 5332 nucleotides. RefSeq lists its product as uncharacterized. Gene Ontology annotation, cellular component: COPII-coated ER to Golgi transport vesicle; cytoplasm. Gene Ontology annotation, molecular function: glycerophospholipase activity; metal ion binding. The record is from RefSeq and is a predicted model, not a curated record. Lineage: Eukaryota; Metazoa; Arthropoda; Insecta; Hymenoptera; Formicidae.